Molecule: messenger RNA, 585 nt
Organism: Anthostomella pinea
Lineage: Eukaryota; Fungi; Ascomycota; Sordariomycetes; Xylariales; Xylariaceae
Source: the annotation of a GenBank genome assembly
AUGUUCAUCCUAACAAAAAUCGCGGAUCUGGUGCAAAUCCCACCGUCGCAGUUCGAGCAGCACAGUCGCAUCGCCAUCGAGAACAACAUCAACGCCAAGUACUCCAACAGAGUCAUCCAGAAGAUCGGCCUUUGCAUCUGCAUGUUCGACCUGCUGUGGGCGUCUGAGGGACUGAUCGGUCAUGGCACGGGCCUUGUGAAUGUCAAUGUCGAGUUUCGCAUGAUUGUCUUCAGACCUUUCAAGGGCGAGACACUGUUCGGCCGCAUCAGCAGCUCUACCCCGGAAGGCCUCAACAUUCGCACCGAGUUCUUUGAAGAUAUCUUCGUCCCCUACAAAGAGCUGCCCGAGAGCACCGAGUUCGACCAUAACGAACAGUCCUGGAUCUGGGUACUGGAGGAUGAUGAGAGAAUGCAUUAUGAUAAGAACGAAAUGGUUCGCUUCCAAGUCAUCGACGAGGUGUGGAAUGAUCAGAUGCCCGAGACUGUGGAAGAUGAGGAUAUGGAGAACGCUAAAAAGGUUUCUCCCUACAGCAUCCAAGGCACCAUGAUGAAAGAAGGACUCGGGGUGUGCCUGUGGUGGGACUGA